AUGGAAAUAUCGAAUAUCGAACUCCAGCUUAAGGAUAUCUUAGCCCACUUAGAUUCGGAUACAAGCUUACUCAGACUUCAGGAAUUUCUCGCAUCUCAGCAUAAUUUGAAGUUUACGUUGUCCAAUCCAACAACCCGUGACCUUCUCAAUUUGAUCUCCAUUCACCUUAAAAAGCACAUAUUGCCUGCCAACCUUUUUCACUCAAUACAAACAUAUCUUGCAAGAGAUUCUGAAAACGCAGUAAAUGAGAGCAAAGCAAGGUCAGUACACGACAUCAGAGGGAAUUUGAUUUGGAUGGAUUCCAAAUGUGAAAGCUUAUUCAAAUUAAAUUUUCAACGAUUGAAAAAGUCGAAUCUCUUCCAGCUCAUGAGCCAAAACAGUCUGAAUUACUUAUAUAUGAAGCAUGGGCAAUAUAUAAUGGGAGAUGGUAAACCUAAGGUCAUUACUUAUGAACUUCAAGAUACAGAAACCACACUGACGAGCCGAUGUAGUCCUUUAAUUUUCAAAGAUAGUGCCGGUAACUUGACGUUUGGAGUUUUACUGGAAUCAAGAGAAGCCAGACACAAAAUAAGCGACCAGCCAAAAGAAAACUUUAAAUUGUCAAGUGCGUAUAGAAUCAGCAGAGAUAUGAAUUCAGCUUCCCCUGGCUUUUAUUAUAAUAUUGGCUUAUUUUCUCCAUCAAAUACCACUCCGUACGAAGACUCAGAAUUAUUUAAAAGACCAAAUUUAUCCCCAAUUCCGACCCCUGGGCAGAAUAAUUGCCCAAAUAAAAUGGUUCCUUCCUCAGAUAUAAGUUUUGGCCCAGGUGAAAUUGAUAACGAUAUUUAUAGUUUGACACCGAUUUUAGCAAAUCAAAUGCAGCUGCCUACAAAAAGAAGGAGAACGAAUAAUAUUAAAAUUACUGAGUUUAUAUAA
Messenger RNA from Blepharisma stoltei, 915 nucleotides. The record is from the annotation of a GenBank genome assembly. NCBI's taxonomy places the organism in Eukaryota, Ciliophora, Heterotrichea, Heterotrichida, Blepharismidae.